AUGGCGUCUAAUUAUCCAGACCCCGCGCAAAGGAGCAGCCCAAUGGGCCCUCCCAAGCAGCCUGCCUCAAAGGCCUACAACAACCAUCAUCACUUGAUGUCGCCUCCGGAUCACGUUCAGGAUAGUUUUCAUCACAAUCAAUACGACGCUGGGAAGCCUGCCUCUUCUAGAACCGAUUACGAGAAGCACCGAAUGCCAAUGUCUCCUCCAAUUUCGCCUUAUAACCAGCCCGUCUCGACGGCAGAGGUGCCAACCGGGCCCUCCAAUGCGAUUAAGGAUCCCCUUCUUUAUCCCACAGACGAAGUGCCAUCUAGCCCUGCUCAACAACCUCUCUUCGCUUCCGCUGAGGUUGAGGAAGAUCACGAUAAAAUCAUUGAUGGACAUAUUCGUGCUCGCGCUCAAUCCCCAGCAACUUUUGGCAUGACCUCACCGCCGAAUCGUGAGCAUUAUGGUCUGGUUCUUUCUUUUAAAUCUCAAGUCAUGAAGCACUAUCAACAAGAUCCCCGGGGCUGGCUCCGACAAGAGCGUCGCUACCUCCAAGACGAACAAGCCGCUCGAAACGCUCAUGGUAAACGUUUCCCAAAGAUCAUGCCAGCCAAAACCGUCAAGGCACCUCGACAGCGCGGCGAUCGGGUCCAGAAGCCCCAAUCCACGCCGCGGCCGAUCCGUACCCACCCUCCCGUCUGCCCCAGUCCCGGCGCCGGCAUCGUGCGACCUGCUCGCCGUGUUAGUGCCACUCCUGAGCCGUCUCGUCGUGCCGUUGCUCCUAAUCGUGAGGACAAGGACUUCGCCUCGCUGGAGAAUUACUGCCCACCUCUUGAUUCGUUGCCAAGCAAACUCAACAGCCUCAAGGUGGAGUGGAAGGGCCAACCACUCGAUCUCAGCAACGAUCCAAACAGGAUGCACCUUCACCCUGAUGAAGUGUCCCUAGCAAGCAGCCUGCGCCUGGAUGCUGCCACCUAUCUGACUAGCAAGAGGCGUAUAUUUAAACAGAGACUUGAUUGUUACCGCCGCAAGAAAGAGUUCCGCAAGACGGAUGCUCAACAGGCAUGCAAGAUCGAUGUGAAUAAAGCCUCGAAGCUGUGGACUGCCUUUGAAAAGGUCGGCUGGCUCAAUCCAAAGUGGAUGGAGCAGUACCUGUGA
This is a messenger RNA of Fusarium pseudograminearum CS3096, 1143 nucleotides long. RefSeq lists its product as uncharacterized. Gene Ontology annotation, molecular function: transcription coactivator activity; protein binding; chromatin binding. Gene Ontology annotation, biological process: chromatin remodeling; regulation of transcription by RNA polymerase II. NCBI's taxonomy places the organism in Eukaryota, Fungi, Ascomycota, Sordariomycetes, Hypocreales, Nectriaceae. The transcript has a single exon. Bases 1 to 1143 code for a protein of 380 amino acids. Gene Ontology annotation, cellular component: SAGA-type complex; nucleus. The record is from RefSeq and is a predicted model, not a curated record.